Molecule: messenger RNA, 885 nt
Organism: Aureobasidium uvarum
Lineage: Eukaryota; Fungi; Ascomycota; Dothideomycetes; Dothideales; Saccotheciaceae
Source: the annotation of a GenBank genome assembly
AUGCCUUCCGAACUCGUUGAAAGGUAUAUGAAGACAGUCCCGAUAUGCCACAAUACACUGAGCAACAGUGUGGCCGGAUCUGUCCAGGCCUGCUUGUGUAUCUCGAACCAUCUGUUGGAUCUCAGCAUGCAGAUAAAGACUGCUUGCAUGCACCCAGUACUCAGGUUACUUCAAGCCGAAUUUCUGGCCUUGCACAACAUGUUCAAGGAUCAUCAACUCAUCCUGGGCACUUCGGUCUGGCACGACAAUAAUGCAACAACGACAGUGAAAUCGGUUCAAAAGGUCUGCCAAUUGAUUUCGGGGGAGUCGAGCAAAUCGUCGAAGAGGCCCAUCACUNGGAAUGUCUACACUCGAGAUGGUAUCGACGUCUACUUGCAUGCAAUGGUGCUUUGUCUUCAAAGGCAACAUAUGACUCUCGAACUCCUGAUAGUCAUGAUGGCGUUUGUCAAUUCUGGACUCAAGGGUCCAUCGGUACUUCGGCAGUACAGAAGUCUCCAGCACGAACCCCAAUCCUUCCACAUGGAAGUCAGCAAGAGUGUCAUCGCCAGACGUGGCAUGAGUCGUGAUACCCUCCAGCUUCGUUCAGGACCUCAACCAUGGGACACUCCGAACGUAUCUACACCACCCGAGGAACUUUCAGAUGGCGCGUGGUCCUCAAGUCGAUCCUCAACCACACUGGGUAACAUGACUCCAAUAGAAGACCCGCACAUCGGCAAUUUCGUUCAAGCCAUGAACAAUGAAGACCGUGCUCUGAACCAAUUACUAGACAAGCCAGACAAUUUCACGGAGGUAGAUCUCGCAAAGUUGGCGUUCCAUUCGACGAAUGUUGAGGAGUUUGGAGAUUUUGACAGGAGAAGGGCGAUGCAUACAAACGCGUUCCCAUUC